AUGCCGGUCCUCCUUGAGUUUGCGCCAGAGCUCAUCGUAAUGGUCGCUUCCAAACUUGAUUCGGCCGACUUCUUCAAUUUUCGGCUUGCUUGUCGAUACAUCAAUUUAACAUCAUUCCACCACUUUGGAGCUCGCUACUUUCGCACCCGCUACCACAUGCUCGAGCGGAGAAGCCUCGAAAAUCUCGUGGAAGUGUCCCGCGACCCGGUUUUGGCCCCCUAUGUCUGCUCCGUGCAGAUCUGCCCACAGCAUUUAACAAGUGACUUUCAUGUCUUCGCGCCUUGGGUCAGGGGCUUGGACGAUGAGUAUGUCGGGGUGAACAAUGCUGCCCACAAGCAACUUUUGUACGAGCAGUACAGCCUGAUAGAGUUUGGACUCGGCAGCGCAUAUCUCUCGGGGGCAUUGGUUCGCCUUACCAACUGUCGGACGCUUGGAAUCAGCGAUCAUCCCUGGCCCUGGGGAGCGGCGUCUCAAAAGCGACUGACAGGAGUCCGUUUCACUAGUGAGGUCUCGCAGAAAGAGAGCAUUGCGUUUACCAAGCGUGCAUUCCGUAUGAUUGUUGCCGUUGCGAUUACAAGUCAAAUCCCGCUGGAGAGAUUCCAGGUCUUGCAUGGACUCCCUGAUAAAGCGUUUGGGCCUGAGAUCAUAGCCAUCCCGAGACGCCUUGCUGAUAUGGCGCGAGGCCAUCUCAUGAGCAUUAGCGUAUUGGAUCUCUGCGUGGGAGAGGAUGAUCGCAUGACAGCCGAAGCCUGGGUGGAUGGUGUUAACGGGUUCAUCAUGCUUUUCCGGAAUGUCGCCGAUCUCACCCUAGAUUUUCAAGAUAGCUCCGAUUUGCGACGGUUCCAUGGAAUGUCCGAAGGUCUGUUGGUCCCACGGCUCCGAUCUCUGGCGAUCAGCCAUCUGAGGUGUAGCGAGGAUGAUCUGGCUCGGCUUUUCUUCCGCCAUUCCUCCACCUUGGAGAUGAUUUCCUUGAAAUCAGUCCGCCUCAAGCAGGGGACCUUUAAGUCACUUAUCCAGAAGGUACAAGGCUAUCUGAAAACCGAGCACCUGUUCAUGGAUGGCGAUGACAACCAAGAUGUGGUCUAUUGGAAUUUCACAAAAGUUGGAGACAGCCUGUUCGUGUUUGCUGGCAAGGAUGUCAGUGAAAUAGCACAAGCUUCUUUGUAA
Molecule: messenger RNA, 1167 nt
Organism: Coccidioides immitis RS
Lineage: Eukaryota; Fungi; Ascomycota; Eurotiomycetes; Onygenales; Onygenaceae
Exons: 1
Coding region: 1-1167 (388 amino acids)
Source: RefSeq, a predicted model, not a curated record